Molecule: messenger RNA, 1779 nt
Organism: Yamadazyma tenuis ATCC 10573
Lineage: Eukaryota; Fungi; Ascomycota; Pichiomycetes; Serinales; Debaryomycetaceae
Source: RefSeq, a predicted model, not a curated record
AUGUCUGAUUCGACGGUGGCACAGGCAAGCAACCAGAUGUAUACCCUUCCAGCACACGCUCCAAAUGACGUGUCUGACCUCAAACUAAGUUCCCAAGAAGACUCAACUCCCGAAGACCAUACGUCUUCUACCUUGAAAGAAGACGUCGAAGCAAGUAACAUUAUUAAAAAAGAAGUAGACACCAACAAGAGCAACAUAAAGAAUGCCAACGGUUCACAUUCGAAUAGUGAAAAUGGCUCGAUUGGCGCAGAGAGACUGAAAUCACAUACUAUAAGUCUGGUUUCACGAUUAAGCUCUCACAAAGAAAGACACACAAUUAACCCCAAAGAACACAUCCAACGCAGAAGCCACCAAGAAGGUUCAACUAAGGCUUCUCGAAGUCCUCUCCCAUCUCUCCUGAAAAGCCUCCAGGGUGUUGUUGGGCCGCCUGAAUCAUUAAAUAUUGAUUCAAAUGCCGACAGACGCCCAUUUCAAAAUGGCAAUGAAAAAUUUGACUACAGCCAGACUCUGUCUUUUUCAGGAGAAAUUACUCGAUCCAACAGCGGAUUUACCUCCUCUUCGAGUACGGGAAUCCAACAAGUCCCUUCAGUCAACAAUAUGAUCCAACAGACCAUGAAUCCUUCCAUUUCCUCGUCACAGUUCAAGUUCAAAUCAGUUGAUGCCAAUAAGCUAGCACCUCAAGACAAUUUUAGAGAUGUACAUGUCAAUAAUGGCAUACAAACAGUAUUCUUACCCUUUGGAAGAACAGGAACAGGACAUCCUCAAACCCAGUCCAGUAUUAAUCCUCCAACGUUUGCAACUGCCAAAACAAGUAUCAAUAUCAAUAAUUCGUUUCUUCCACUUCCACUUUCGUACCCGAAUGCACCAACCUCAACAAACCAGAUCCUGAAUGCUCAAACGCCUUCCCAUAUACCAUUGAUGCAAAUGCAAGAACCCCGGGCAAGAUCGUCGUUUAAUUCACCUCAUGUAUCCCCCGUUGGAAGUCAAAUGGGAUCUCGAUCGCCUUCCCUACCUGCUAUGCAACAACAGCCCUACUCAGGAGCCCCUCAACCACAAGAACAAAAGACUUACCAGUUGAACUUUAGAUUGGAAUCCAACUCAAUGGAAGUAAACCGAAAACCCAAAGCAAAAGUUAAUGACGACGACUCCAAGUUCAAACCCUACAAUUGCUCGUAUCCCAAUUGUGAGUGGUCUUUUGCCAGGCAAAGUGACCUUAGAAGACACACCAAAUCCCACGCUGCUCCUCUGUAUCAUUGUCCAUACUGGGAAAAUGAUCAGACUUGUCAUAGAAAUGGAGGUUCCUUCACUCGACUUGAUGUCCUUAAAAGACACUUGAGAUUGGUCCAUUAUAUAAGAGACAAGCAAUUGGGUCCCAGCAUCUCCAAGGAUGAUUCAGGCUGGUGUCGUUCUUGCCAGAGAAUGUUCCCAAACUCAAAAGUGUUUAUUGAACAUUGUUCCGAAUGUGCUGAGCAGUUGGGACCAAGUAAAUGGAGUCAAAUACGGCAGAUGUCACCAUCAUCCCAGAAUCAACCACAUGUCCUGCACCUUCAACAACCACAACACCCACCUCAGCAUCAGCAACAUCCUCAGCACCAGCCGAUGCAACAACAUGCACCUCCACACUCGGAUUCUCAAGUAGGUUCCCAAUUGGGCCAACCCUCCGAAUCUGAGUUGUCCUAUUUAAGAGAGUCAUCGGUGAUAUUUGAUCCAAAUUCAAACCUUAUAACGUUGUCGUCAGUUAUUAACGACUUUGAAAGUUCGGGUCGCCCAAACAAAUAA